UUCUCAUCCUCUUUACAACUUCGACAUGGAGCUUGCCUCCAAUGGGGGAUUAGACCAAGAUCCAGGUUCGAAAAUGGAGGAACGGGAAGACAAACCAAGAAAAAACAAAAGUGUUUCUUUUUCUGGUCUGUUUGCUGCUGCUGAUGCUAUUGACUGUUUUCUGAUGCUAUUUGGAAGUUUAGGGGCGUUUGUUCAUGGGGCUGCCCUUCCUGUUUUCUUUGUUCUCUUUGGUCGGAUGAUUGAUUCUUUGGGGCAUUUGUCAAGACAUCCCCAUAGACUGUCUUCUCGUGUUGUUGAGAAUGCUCUGUACUUGGUCUAUUUGGGCCUCAUUGUCAUGGCAUCAGCAUGGAUAGGUGUGGCUUUCUGGAUGCAAACGGGGGAGAGGCAGACGGCGAGGUUGCGAGUGAAGUAUCUAAAGUCAAUUUUGAAGAAAGAUAUAAACUUUUUCGACACAGAGGCUAGAGAUUGCAACAUAAUAUUCCACAUCUCAAGUGAUAUGAUUCUGGUUCAAGAUGCAAUAGGCGACAAGACAGGACAUGCUUUGCGUUAUUUCUCUCAGUUCAUAGUGGGAUUUGCCAUUGGAUUUACAUCUGUUUGGAAACUGACUCUUCUGACUUUGGCCAUUGUUCCACUGGUAGCCAUUGCAGGAGGUGCAUACACCAUUAUCAUGUCCACUUUGUCUGAAAAAGGUGAAGCUUCCUAUGCUCAAGCUGGAAAGACGGCAGAAGAGGUUAUUGCACAGAUUCGAACAGUGUAUUCGUAUGUAGGAGAGAGUAAAGCUGUGGAUAAAUACUCUGAGUCGCUUCAAAAUGCACUGAAAUUGGGGAAGAGCAGUGGUUUUGCAAAAGGCAUUGGCGUAGGAUUUACAUACAGUCUCCUGUUUUGCGCCUGGGCUCUGCUUCUUUGGUACGCUGCCAUACUGCUCCUCCACCACGCAACAAAUGGGGGGAAAGCCUUCUCGACGAUCAUAAAUGUCAUCUUCAGUGGAUUCGCACUCGGUCAAGCUAUGCCGAAUCUUGCUGCCAUUGCCAAAGGCAGGGUGGCUGCAGCCAACAUCUUCAAUAUGAUUGACAAAGAUUCCAACUCUUAUACAAGCUCCAACAAUGGAGUAACAUUGUCAAAUGUAGCAGGAAGAAUCGAGUUUUCCGAGGUUUCCUUUGCUUAUCCCUCUCGACCCCAACUGAUCUUUGAUAAGUUGAGCUUCUCAAUAAGUGCUGGAAAGACAGUUGCAGUAGUUGGCCCUAGUGGCUCGGGAAAGAGCACCAUUGUCUCCAUGGUUCAGCGAUUCUAUGAACCCUCUUCAGGUAAAAUACUGUUGGAUGGACAUGAUCUUAGGUCUCUUGAGUUAAAAUGGCUGAGAAGACAGAUGGGGUUGGUUAGUCAAGAGCCUGCGUUAUUUGCCACUACAAUUGCUUCCAAUAUUCUUCUUGGUCAAGAAAAUGCAGCCAUGGAUGAGAUCAUUGAAGCUGCUAAAUCUGCCAAUGCUCAUUCCUUCAUUCAAGAACUACCAGAUGGUUACUCUACUCAGGUCGGAGAGGGAGGGACUCAACUUUCAGGUGGGCAAAAGCAGAGGAUUGCAAUUGCAAGAGCAGUUCUACGAAAUCCAAAAAUAUUACUUCUAGAUGAGGCAACCAGUGCUCUUGAUGCAGAAUCAGAACUCAUUGUUCAGCAGGCUCUAGACAGAAUUAUGUCGAAUCGAACGACAAUUAUUAUCGCACACCGACUCUCCACAAUUCAAGAUGUUGAUACGAUCAUCGUCCUGAAGAAUGGCCAGGUUGUCGAGAGUGGAAACCAUUCGGAAUUGAUGUCGAAGAGUGGUGAGUAUGCAGCUUUAGUGAAGUUGCAAGUAUCAGACCAAGUGAAUGAUUCUAGCAUAGAAUCUCCCUCUGGAAGUUCUAGAUAUUCUAGUUUUAGAGAACCUUUCAGUCUUCAGAACAAUCUGCAAUAUUCCAAGUCAUUUAGAGAAAGCGAGACACUAUCAACUAACAAAGGCUUGAAUCCAGCAAGUUCUUCUCCAUCUCCAUCUAUUUGGGAACUACUGAAGUUAAAUGCACCCGAGUGGCCUUAUGCAGUACUCGGGUCAUUAGGUGCAAUUCUUGCAGGCGUUCAAGCUCCUUUGUUUGCUCUUGGCAUAACUCAUGUCCUAUCUGCAUUUUAUUCUCCUCAUCAUUCUCAAAUCAAAGAAGAAGUCCAACACAUUGCGUUCGUGUUCAUAGGAGUUGCUAUUCUCACCAUUCCUAUAUAUUUGCUGCAACACUACUUCUACACCUUAAUGGGAGAGCGGCUUACAGCCCGUGUUCGCCUACUAUUAUUCUCAGCCAUCCUUUCCAACGAAGUUGCUUGGUUUGAUUUUGAUGAGAACAACACCGGAUCCUUGACAUCAAUAUUGGCAUCCGAUGCAACAUUAGUAAGAAGCGCUUUAGCCGACCGUAUAUCAACGAUUGUACAGAAUUUAGCGCUCACCGUGUCUGCAUUCAUUAUUGCCUUUACAUUCAGUUGGCGCCUUGCAGCUGUUGUUGUUGCUUCUUUGCCCCUUCUUAUUGGAGCUUCAAUAACUGAACAACUAUUUCUCAAGGGAUUUGGUGGAGACUAUAGUCGAGCGUAUAAUCGCGCAACUGCCAUAGCACGCGAAGCCAUCGCCAAUAUACGGACAGUUGCAGCAUUUGGCACGGAAGAUAAGAUCUCAACUCAGUUCGCCUUUGAAUUAAACAAACCCAACAAGCAAGCAGUUCUGAGAGGCCAUAUUGCAGGCUUUGGCUAUGGCAUAUCCCAAUUCUUUGCAUUCUGUUCCUAUGCACUUGGCCUUUGGUAUGCAUCAACUCUUAUCAAACACAAGGACUCAAACUUUGGAGACAUCAUGAAAUCUUUUAUGGUUUUGAUAAUCACAUCAUUAGCCAUAGCAGAAACACUGGCUCUUGCACCUGAUAUUGUAAAGGGCUCACAAGCAUUAGGAUCAGUCUUCAACAUUCUCUACCGAAAAACUGCCAUAGAUUCCGACAAUCCAUCCGCUGAGAUGGUAACUGACAUUAGAGGCGAUGUCGAGUUUAGAAAUGUGAGCUUUAAGUACCCUGCAAGACCAGAUAUCACCAUUCUCGAGGAUUUGAAUCUAAGAGUUUCUGCAGGAAAAAGUUUAGCCGUUGUUGGCCAAAGCGGAUCAGGAAAGAGCACCGUGAUUGCAUUGGUGAUGAGAUUCUACGACCCCAUUUCCGGGACCAUCUCAAUUGACGGGCGUGAUAUCAGAAGCUUCAACUUGAGAUCAUUGAGGAUGAAAAUUGGGUUGGUUCAACAAGAACCAACUUUGUUUUCCACAACAAUAUACGAAAACAUCAAGUAUGGCAAUCACGAGGCAUCAGAAAUUGAAGUGAUGAAGGCAGCCAAGGCUGCAAACGCUCACGGUUUCGUCAGCAGAAUGCCGAACGGCUACGAAACGCACGUUGGCGACCGAGGAGUGCAGCUAUCUGGAGGACAGAAGCAGAGAGUAGCAAUUGCCAGAGCAAUACUUAAAGAUCCUUCCAUUCUUCUUCUGGAUGAAGCAACAAGUGCACUGGAUGCAGCCUCCGAGAAGCAAGUUCAAGAGGCUCUUGACAGGCUAAUGGAAGGCCGGACGACAAUUAUCGUGGCGCACCGGCUGACGACGAUCCGGGACGCAGACAGAAUCGCCGUGCUGAAGAAUGGCAGAGUUGUUGAAAUCGGGAGCCAUGAUAGCUUGUUGAAAAAUCCCAAUAGUGUUUAUAAACAGUUGGUGAAUUUCCAACAGGAAACGACUGUGCAAUCGUUUUAGUAGUUAUUUUACGUGAUUUUUAGUGGCUGUUGUAUAUGGAAAUCAUCUCCGAUAUGAGGCUGAGAUAGCAAAGCAGAUGUAGAGAAUGAAUUAUUAGUAAAUUCAAAGCUGUUGGAGAAAUGGAUUGUAAUUUUCCUUUGAGCUA
Molecule: messenger RNA, 3926 nt
Organism: Momordica charantia (bitter melon)
Lineage: Eukaryota; Viridiplantae; Streptophyta; Magnoliopsida; Cucurbitales; Cucurbitaceae
Product: ABC transporter B family member 13
Biological process (GO): oligopeptide export from mitochondrion
Cellular component (GO): mitochondrial inner membrane
Molecular function (GO): ABC-type oligopeptide transporter activity; ATP binding; ATP hydrolysis activity
Source: RefSeq, a predicted model, not a curated record